Molecule: messenger RNA, 3707 nt
Organism: Aplysia californica (California sea hare)
Lineage: Eukaryota; Metazoa; Mollusca; Gastropoda; Aplysiida; Aplysiidae
Product: tyrosine-protein kinase ABL1
Biological process (GO): protein phosphorylation
Molecular function (GO): non-membrane spanning protein tyrosine kinase activity; protein binding; ATP binding
Source: RefSeq, a predicted model, not a curated record
GUGAACUGUUCGACGCCGGCAAGGCGGACCGGCUCAAGGGACGCCACGGAGCGAAGUGAAGAACCGUGGCGGCCAGGGCGGCUGGGUGCCCAGCAACUACAUCGGCCCCGUGAACAGCGUGGACAAGUUCUCCUGGUACCACGGGCCCAUCUCCCGCAACGCCUCCGAGUACCUGCUCAGCUCCGGCAUCAACGGCAGCUUCCUGGUGCGAGAGAGCGAGAGCAGCCCGGGCCAGAGGUCCAUCUCGGUCCGCUUUGAGGGGAGGGUGUACCACUACCGGAUCAGCGAGGACUCUGACGCGGGGGUCAGUAUGGCGAUGUAUACGAGGCGGUGUGGAAGCGGCACAACAAGACGGUGGCGGUGAAGACGCUCAAAGAGGACACGAUGGCGCUGAAGGACUUCCUGGAGGAGGCGGCCAUCAUGAAGGAGAUGAAGCACCCCAACCUGGUGCAGCUGCUGGGCGUGUGCACCCGCGAGCCGCCCUUCUACAUCGUGACAGAGUUCAUGCCGCAGGGAAACCUGCUGGACUACCUGCGGGGCUCCAACAAGGACGACAUCGGCCCGACCGUGCUCAUGUACAUGGCCACACAGAUCGCCAGCGCCAUGGCUUACCUCGAGGCUCGCAGCUUUAUACACAGGGACCUGGCUGCCAGGAACUGUCUGGUCGGUGACGCCAACCUAGUGAAGGUGGCCGACUUUGGCCUGGCGCGUCUGAUGAAGGACGACACAUACACGGCGCACGCCGGGGCCAAGUUCCCCAUCAAGUGGACUGCCCCCGAGGGUCUGGCCUUCAACCGCUUCUCCACCAAGUCCGACGUUUGGGCCUUUGGCGUGUUGCUGUGGGAGCUGGCCACGUUCGGCAUGUCACCGUACCCCGGCGUGGAUCUGACAGAGGUCUACCACCUGCUGGAGAAGGGCUACCGCAUGGAGCGACCGCCCGGCACACCGCUCGACAUACACACUCUCAUGCUCAAAUGUUGGCAGUGGGAUCCCAAAGAUCGGCCAACUUUCAAGGAAAUCCACUUUCUCCUAGAAAACAUGUUUGAAAAGUCCAGUAUUAACGAAGAGGUUGAAAAAGAGCUGGAGAAGUCAGAACGACGAGCUCCUAGUUUGCCUUCCAAGAAAAACCGCAGUCAAGAUUCUCCCGAUUUCAUGAAUGACGGUCGCAGCAGUGCAGGUCCGACCCCGCCCACGGGGAGACGCGUGCUGCCCUCGCUGGAGGAGACAGAGGUCACCCUCACCAAGGUCAACGACGCCCUGGCCAGGAAGUCUUCGAGAAAGAAACCCGGCAAGUCUGCGCCGCUGCCCCCUCGGAGAACGACCUCUGUCAAGGACGGGGCGGGGCCCGAGGCCGGGCCGGGGGGCGUGGAUCUAGACGCAGAGCUCAAAAACCGGAUACGGAUGCAGAAAGCCAAACUGGAGAACUCCUCUCUGGCCGAGGUGAAUGAGUCGGAGUUCAUCGACAGUGGCCUUGGGAUGGAGUCUCAGCCGCACCACGGCCACCCCCUCCUGCCGCCCGGCGCCUCUGUCCCUCCCCUGGGCAAAGGUCAAGGUCACCUGGGCUCGCCGACGGUGGCCCGCGAGGACAAAGCCAGCAAGACAGCCGUAGACAACCUGAAGGCAGCUCAAAUCGACCGGUCCAAGUACCUCAUCUCCGAGGUGAACGCGCGCAGCUUCGACAAACACGCGCCGGAGCGCAGCAGCUCGCGGAGUCUGGGCCCGCGUGUGGGCGAGCGGUCCGAGUUUAGCGACGUGCACGGCUCCCAGUACCCCAAGAAGGCACUCCUGCCCCCGCACCACUCCGCUCUGCUGCCUCGCAAGAAGCUCUCGGAGCCCUCGGGACCACAUGAGCUGACCCACAGCGUGAGCGUUGACGACGGCGAGCUAGAGGAAGCAGCCGGGAACCCACGGCUCGGCAAACUGGACGUGACAAAUGUCGCCAAGGCCAUAAACCGCUACGGUACCAUCCCCAAGGGUGUGCGGAUCGGGGCGUAUCUCGAGUCAAUGGAGAGGGAACAGGAGGGCAGAGGUCACGACCUUCCGGCCGUGGAGGACCAGGACUCGGGCACGGACAGCGCCAGCGUCACUUCCUGUCCGCCGCUGGUGGGUGAGCACAACACGCUGGCUGACGGCGGGCCUGGGGGGAGGGUGGGCGGGGUGCGGGCCGAGGGAGUCAGCGAGGACUCCGACCCCGGCAUCAAGCAAGAACCGAACCUCCGGCCCUCGGCCUUUGUCAAGUCUCAGUCACAGCACGGCAUAGGAGAGCCCCCGGGGGGUGGUGGGGGCGAGGGUCGGGGGCCGACCCACGGCCCGGUGGUGGGGUCAGGGGGUCAGGUCAAGUCCCAGUACUCGGGCCUCCUACAGCGCCACAAGUCUGACCUAUCAGCGUCCAGUAAACCCAGCACCCCCUCGGAGGAGCACGGCCUUGGGAUGACCACCUCCACCGCGGCCAGCACCCCCUCCCCAGGCUACCCCACCUCCACACACUUCCCGGAGCUCAGCGGUGUGGGCGGGGCGGGCACUCGACCAAAGCCUAGCCCUCGCUUCUCGCGGCAGUUUGCCGACAACCUGCACAUACAGGAGCAGCAGGGUCAAGGUCGCUCGAUGCUGGGCCCCGACUUCAACAACAUGAACCAGGGGGUUGGGGGGCCCGCGGGGGGCGGGGAGUCGUACCGCCCCCCGGCCUGGAUGGUGGGUCUCAAGUCUCGAGAGGAAGAACAGCAGCUCAACGGGACGCCCAGCAACGUCAGCUCCUUCAAGAUGUACGCCAAACCUUCCCUCAACCUCAACUCCACCGCCGACCAACAGAAGCACUCCCCACAGAGCCAGCCCCCGGGCUCCGGCCCGCCCUCGGCCGUACGAGAGACUAACCUUGACCUUGUCAGCGCGGAGGCGUGCCUCGCGGCGGCGGCCGACUCACUCCACCACAACAGAGGAGACAACGCCGGGGGCUACCGAUCGACCGGCAUCAAGCUUCCCAUCGGCCCCGGCAGUCAGCAGUUCCUCGAGUCCGCCUCCAUGACGGCUAGCUUCGUCGGUGACCUUCACCCUGCCUCGGGGGGGAGCGGGGAGGCGCUGGCUGCCAACCAGACGGAGAACUCGGAGCCCGUUCACCUGGACUCGAUCCGGUCGGCGUCGGAGCGGCUCAAGUCGUGCAUCGACCAGCUGGCCAAGGCGGGCAACAAGUCGAGCACAAACUUUAUGCUGCUCUCCGAGGAGGUCCUGGCGUUCUACGGCCUGUGCUCACGCUACAUCGACUCGCUGCCGCCGCACGCCAAGUUCCACGCCCGCGAGCUGCUGUCGCGUCUGCAAGGUCACAGCCAGAACUUGAAGACGUACACCUCCUCCACGCCCUCGGGCGGCGGCCGCCUGCUAGACGACAUCCAGUCCACCAACAGGGAGAUUAUGACCGUUAUAAAUAGGUAGUUGAUGGCCUCACGCACACACAUACACACACACGCACACGCACACGCACACACACACACACACACACACACACACACACACAGGGAGAUUAUGGCCGUUAUAAAUAGGUAGUUGAUGGCCUCACUCUCACAUAUACACACACACACACACACAGUGUCCCUUAACACCCCCCCCCCCCCCCCAGCCGCUUUUCCCACCUGACAGAGGGUUGUCUGGGUCACCACGCUGUGUGUGUGUACAAAAGUCUGUUCUUGUCAGCUUGUUCACCCGACUAAUCUGUC